Eublepharis macularius is the source of this 1092-nucleotide messenger RNA. Its product is annotated as chemerin-like receptor 1. The transcript has a single exon. The coding region runs from base 1 to 1092 and encodes 363 amino acids. Gene Ontology annotation, biological process: phospholipase C-activating G protein-coupled receptor signaling pathway; complement receptor mediated signaling pathway; positive regulation of cytosolic calcium ion concentration. Gene Ontology annotation, cellular component: plasma membrane. The record is from RefSeq and is a predicted model, not a curated record. Lineage: Eukaryota; Metazoa; Chordata; Lepidosauria; Squamata; Eublepharidae. Gene Ontology annotation, molecular function: G protein-coupled receptor activity; complement receptor activity.
AUGGAUCUCCUCACCACUUUUCCAUACAAUGCCACCACGUUUCCACCACUGAGCAGUGCCGAAUUCUACAACGACUGGGAUGAAACUUGGCCCUCAGAGUCUUUCUACAACAGUGCCAAAAUCCGGCACGUCAUGAAAAUGGUUUCUAUGGCAAUUUAUUGCAUCACGAUGUCGCUGGGGGUCAUAGGCAAUGGCCUAGUUAUCUUCCUCACCCGCUUCCGCAUGAAGAAGACGGUCACUACCAUAUGGUACCUCAAUCUGGCCGUGGCCGAUUUCAUCUUCGCCAUUUCACUCUCCUCUGAGAUAGCUUACUUGGCCCUGGAUUAUCACUGGAUUUGGGGUAGGCUGAUGUGCAAACUCGACAGCGUGUUGCCCUUCUUGAACAUGUUUGCCAGUGUCUUCUUCUUGACAGCCAUCAGCGCCGACCGCUGCGUUUCUGCGAUGUGCCCAGUCUGGGCCUUGAACCACCGCACUCUGCGACUUGCUUCCUUCGUGGCUACAUGCAUUUGGGGAGCUGCCUUAGCCCUCAGCUUACCAUACUUUGGUUUCCGUGAUACGGAACAAUUCCCAGGUGGUUCCAUUCGGUGUGUCUAUACCUUUGGUUCAGGGGAUGGUGGCGAUCUCCGGACACAGCGGCACCUUUCUGUAGUGGUGACCGAAUUCAUGGUUGGCUUUCUUGCCCCCUUCGUCAUCAUUUCGGCCUGCUACUGUGCCAUUGUUAUCAAACUGAGAGGGAGCCUCCUUGGCCGUUGCGGCAGAUCCUUCAAGAUCAUCGUGGCGGUGGUACUGGUGUUCUUCUGCAGCUGGUUCCCAUACCAUCUCUUCUCCAUUCUUGAAACUCUGGAAGACGACAGUCUUGAAAUGGAAAAAGCCCUCGAUAUAGGGUUGCCAUUGGCUCAAUGCCUUUUCUGCCUCAACAGCUGCCUCAACCCUCUUUUGUAUACCUUCAUUGGGACAGGCUACAAAACAAGGAGUCGUCGAUCCUUCUUGUCUUCCUUGAAAGGAGCUUUCACUGAGAACUGGGUCCUGCAUGCUCUUUCCAGCAGCAGAAAUUCCAGCUUUGCUUUGGCAGUGGAGUCCACCACAGUUUGA